AUGCAACGCGUUGCUGCCACGACGCUCCGAGCCGCCACGACGCUCGAAGCCGCCACGACGCUCCGAGCCGCCACGACGCUCCGAGCUGCCACGACGCUCCGAGCUGCCACGACGCUCCGCACCUCGCGGCGCGGCCAAUCCUCCACCGCCGCCGCCCCGCUCCGGUACUUUUCGGCCUGGUUCUGCCCGUUUGCGCACCGCGCCACGCUUGCGCUCGAGCACCACCGCCAGGCCGUUCCCUACGAGUGGGAGGAGUCGCUUGGCUGGGAGCAGCGGGCGCCGACCGGGGACGAGGACUUUGAGGCGACCGAGCGGAGCGACUGGUGGUACCACUGGAAGUCACCGGCGCUGUUGGCGGCCAACCCAAAGGGCAUGGUGCCGACGCUGCUCGACCCUGCCACCAACCGCGCCGUGACCGAGUCGAUCGUAUGCAUCCAGUUCAUCGACGAGCUCGCCGCCGCCAACGGCUCGACUGCGCCGCCGCUGCUUCCGACCGACCCGUUCGAGCGAGCGGCCGCGCGGGUCGCGGCGGAGCAGGUCAACAAGAGCGUCACCUCGGGCUACUACCAGGCGCUGGUCCGCACCGACGCGGCGGAGCGGGCGGACGGCUUCGCAAAGGUGCUCGACGGCCUGCGCGCCUUCACGCGGGAGAGCCGAGGCCACUUUUGGGGCGGCGACUCGCUCGGCCUCGUCGACUGCGUGCUGCUGCCGUAUGCGUACCGGCUGUACGCGCUCGAGCACUACCGCGGGUUUGCGGUGCCCGCCUCGGGCGAGGGGGGCGUGUGGGAGAGGUACCAGGCGUGGCUCAGCCGCGCGACCAGCCUGCCGUACGUCGCGCCCACCCUGCCCGAGAGGGAGCGGUACCUGAGACAUGUCGCGAAGUAUGCGGAGGGCAAGGCGAGGAGCAAGGUCGGGAACGCUGUGCGGAGGGGCGCGGCGGCGCACGACUACGACGACACCCUCGACGACGACGCGGCCCACGCGCAGGGCGUCAAGUGA
Emiliania huxleyi CCMP1516 is the source of this 999-nucleotide messenger RNA. RefSeq lists its product as hypothetical. The record is from RefSeq and is a predicted model, not a curated record. The transcript has a single exon. Lineage: Eukaryota; Haptophyta; Isochrysidales; Noelaerhabdaceae. Gene Ontology annotation, molecular function: glutathione transferase activity. Gene Ontology annotation, cellular component: cytoplasm. The coding region runs from base 1 to 999 and encodes 332 amino acids.